CCUCCUCCUCCUCCUCCUCCUCCCCCAGCCCCGGGUGAUGGCCCCCCGCCCCCGGCCGGAGAUGCGGGGGUCCCGAGAAGCCCCCUCCUGGCCCUGGUCCUGGCCCUGCGCCCUGCUCUGCGCCCUGCUCUGCGCUCCGGCCCCCGGCUCCUGGGCACAGCCCUACCAGGGCGAGAAGGGCAUCUCGGUGCCGGACCACGGCUUCUGCCAGCCCAUCUCCAUCCCUCUGUGCACGGACAUCGCCUACAACCAGACCAUCCUGCCCAACCUGCUGGGCCACACCAACCAGGAGGACGCGGGGUUGGAGGUGCACCAGUUCUACCCCCUGGUGAAGGUGCAGUGCUCGCCCGAGCUGCGCUUCUUCCUGUGCUCCAUGUACGCGCCCGUGUGCACCGUCCUGGAGCAGGCCAUCCCGCCCUGCCGCUCCCUGUGCGAGCGGGCCCGCCAAGGGUGCGAAGCCCUGAUGAACAAGUUCGGUUUCCAGUGGCCGGAGCGGCUGCGCUGCGAGAACUUCCCCGUGCACGGCGCCGGGGAGAUCUGCGUGGGCCAGAACACGUCCGACAGCGCCGGCGGGCCAGGGGCCGGCGGGCCCACGGCCUUCCCCACGGUGCCCGACCUGCCCUGGACGCCCGCCGGGCCCGCGGGAGGAGCGGGCGAAGGCUGGGGCCGCCCGUCCUUCCCCUUCUCCUGCCCUCGCCAGCUGAAGGUGCCCCCUUACCUGGGCUACCGCUUCCUGGGCCAACGCGACUGCGGGGCCCCCUGCGAGCCGGGCCGUGCCAACGGGCUCAUGUACUUCAAGGAGGACGAGCGACGCUUCGCCCGGCUCUGGGUGGGCGUCUGGUCGGUGCUCUGCUGCGCCUCGACGCUCUUCACGGUGCUCACCUACCUGGUGGACAUGCGGCGCUUCAGUUACCCGGAGCGGCCCAUCAUCUUCCUGUCCGGCUGCUACUUCAUGGUGGCCGUGGCUCACGUGGCCGGCUUCCUGCUGGAGGACCGGGCCGUGUGCGUGGAGCGCUUCGCGGAGGACGGCUACCGCACGGUGGCCCAGGGCACCAAGAAGGAAGGCUGCACCAUCCUCUUCAUGGUCCUCUACUUCUUCGGCAUGGCCAGCUCCAUCUGGUGGGUCGUCCUGUCCCUCACCUGGUUCCUGGCGGCCGGCAUGAAGUGGGGCCACGAGGCCAUCGAGGCCAACUCCCAGUACUUCCACCUGGCCGCCUGGGCCGUGCCGGCCGUCAAGACCAUCGCCAUCCUGGCCAUGGGGCAGGUGGACGGCGACCUGCUGAGCGGCGUCUGCUACGUGGGCCUGUCCAACGUGGACGCCCUGCGCGGCUUCGUGCUGGCGCCGCUCUUCGUCUACCUGUUCAUCGGCACCUCCUUCCUGCUGGCCGGCUUCGUGUCCCUGUUCCGCAUCCGCACCAUCAUGAAGCACGACGGCACCAAGACGGAGAAGCUGGAGAAGCUGAUGGUGCGCAUCGGGGUCUUCUCCGUGCUCUACACCGUGCCCGCCACCAUCGUCCUGGCCUGCUACUUCUACGAGCAGGCCUUCCGCGAACACUGGCAGCGCUCCUGGCUGCUGCAGACCUGCAAGAGCUACGCCGUGCCCUGCCCGCCGGGCCACCUCGCCCCGGUCAGCCCCGACUUCACCGUGUUCAUGAUCAAGUACCUGAUGACCAUGAUCGUGGGCAUCACCACGGGCUUCUGGAUCUGGUCGGGCAAGACCCUGCAGUCGUGGCGGCGCUUCUACCACAGACUCAGCCACAGCGGCAAGGGGGAGACCGCCGUAUGAGCCUCGCCCGCGGGGGCCUGAGGGGAGACCCCCCCCCCUCAGGCCUGCCCCCCACCCCCCGACACCGACCACCCCGAUCCCGGCCUCCCAGUCGGGCCUCUCUCCUCCGGCCUACCAAGCGGGCCUCCCCACGGCCUACCAACCGGGCCAACCCACGGGACCUCGCCCGCCGGCCGGGGGAGAGGGAUGGCGUGGGAGGUGGGAGUUGGGGGGUCCUCAUCCCCACCCCGUCCCCAACAGGUUUGGGGGAAAAGACCCAGGGGCUGGGGGCUACGGGGAGGACGCUUCUCGGGACGUGGACGCUUCUCGGGACGUGGACGAGGCCCUGUCUUGACAAGCAAAUUGACAGAAGAGCAGGAAGAUGGGGAGGGGGGCAUCUCAUCGCUGCGGCCCACCCCCUCUCUGCUGCGAAAGAAGUUUGCUUGUGCCACCCUUGCCAGGCCCGGGUGAAAGGGAACCCGGGUGGGUUCGUUGCCCGGGUCAGACGCCCCACGGACCCCCGACUCUUCAAGCCCCAUCGGUUUGCCCCCCCCAUGCUCCCUUCUCCCCCCCCAGCAAAUGGACAUUCCCGUGGAUCAGAAGUCCCCAGUUGAACUGACCGCAGGUGUAACCCUUUUUUGGGGGGCAGUAGGGUAGGGAGGUCAAGGGAUGCGACAAAGAGGAUGUACAAAGUAGGUACUUUUUACUGCCUUGCUGCUUUUUUUCCCCCCUUAAUUUGGGGGUCGGGCCGGGGCGGAGGUAAGAAGGGGUUCGGACGGUUUCGCACCCUGGAAAGAAGGGGUGACUUGUUGCUUUUCAGAGAGGAAUGCGUUUUUUUUUUCUUUUCUCCUUGUCUUUGUUGUCAGAAACAAAAGAGGAAACAAAAGUGUCUUAGCCGUGGAAAGGCGUAACUGUGAAGAGGGCAACUUUUCGAGGCGAAAUUGCCAAGAUCUGAGGUUCACCCUUGGAUGAGAUUUUAAUUAUGUACAGAUAGACAUUCCUUUUUAUGGAAAAGUGGAAGGCAGGAUGUUUUUUUUUUAAUGUACCAUUCGAUCUAGGUUUCUGGUUCAGCUAAAGGGAAUGCAAGCAGGGGGGAGGUGUGGGCUGUAUGUGUGUGUGUGUGUGUGUGUGUGUGUGUGUGUGUCUGUGUGGGUGGGUGUAUGUGUGUCCCACAGUUUAAUUCAGAACACCUGGCAUAACAGGCCCUGUUAAAAUAUUCAGAUGAGACUGUCCCCUUCCUUUUUUUUUUAAUCCCUAUAGACCUGCCUUAGGUUUUCUUUUUGUAUGUAACCAUUUUAGAUGAAGGGAAAAACUCAAUGACUUCAGUCCUACGACAAAGGAGAUUUUAAACUAUGAAAAACAUUUUUGUCCCGUUUUCUUCAUUCCAGGAAUGGAGUUUAUAAAACAGUUUAUGUAUGCUGAUGUCAUCGCCUUGGCCGUUGUGGGGGAGGCGGAGAAAUGAGGGGAUCUUUUUUGAGGUGGCCACCGUGAUUCUCCCGGAAGAGUAUAAAAGGAAAGUUCAUUUGGGGGCCCCCACUUUUGAAAGAAAGUGAUUAAAAGAAAGUCAACUUCAAAGUAAUGCCACAGUUCUUUGAAAUCUGCUAGGUGGUUUAGGUUUGUUAAUCUUCAAUCUUUUCAAACAUUUUUUUUUUCUUCGGCGAUACAACUCUCAAUUCUUCCAGUUGGCGUACGAUCACGGGCUAAAGGAAAUUUCUCGUUUUCUUCUUGAGUAAUUAUGUGGAUUAUGAACCCUCGUCUCCCCUUCACCUCUGAUAUUCUCCUAUUCUCACCAGCCGAAAAUUCCCACCUCCGAAGAACACUAACCGUGGUUAAUAGAGGGCAACGGCCUGCAAUGAAAUUUAUUUUAUAAAUGCAGCCAGAUAACAAGCCCUUCUAGAACCCAGAGCUCUCGGUUUAGACUUCUUUUGGCUUCUAUCUCUCACGCGCAUGUGAAAAUUGUAAAAUAGAAGAGACAAGUGCGGUAUGUAUAUUUUGUAAAUCUCCCUCUUUUUUAAGAAAGUAUAUAUUGUAUUUAUAUGUUUUUACUUUGUUUGGAUUUUGGUUUUUGCCUUGAAAGGUCUGUAUGAGGUCCCACUUUAUCACAUGUACAGAUCACAAAUAAAUUUUUUUUUAAAUACCGAA
This is a messenger RNA of Tachyglossus aculeatus (Australian echidna), 3907 nucleotides long. RefSeq names its product frizzled class receptor 7 (gene FZD7). Gene Ontology annotation, molecular function: Wnt receptor activity; Wnt-protein binding. The coding region runs from base 38 to 1786 and encodes 582 amino acids. The record is from RefSeq and is a predicted model, not a curated record. Gene Ontology annotation, cellular component: plasma membrane. The transcript has a single exon. NCBI's taxonomy places the organism in Eukaryota, Metazoa, Chordata, Mammalia, Monotremata, Tachyglossidae. Gene Ontology annotation, biological process: canonical Wnt signaling pathway; non-canonical Wnt signaling pathway.